AUGACCGCGGCUACUCGGUCUUGUCUCGCCGCGGAGCGCGCUCGAGAAUCCGAUCUUUGCUUCUACUACCCGCCUUCACUGAGCAUCCCGGAUCUGAGGGCCCAGCUGGACACCGGCCCCGGCACCAACUCCAACCCUUCUUCCGCCCAUGUCCCGCGCCCCUCCACGGACCUUGUACUCACUGCCCUGGCCCAGCUGGGCGCGCUUCGCCUCAAUGCCGCCAAUGUCCUGGUGUCGCUGGUCGACAGCCAGUCGCAGAUCGUGCUGGCUGAGGCCACGCCGAACAUGUCCUUGACCGGCCCCGCCGACGCUCUGUGGCUGGGCAGUGCCGUCAUCCCCCGCGAGUACGGAGUCUGCGAGUGUGUGCUGGACGAGCCGGCUGUCGUCGUCAACGACCUGCUGCUCGAUGCCCGCUUCCACGCCCGUCCUUUCGUGCGCGCCUCGCCGCAGUUUCGCUUCUACGCAGGCAUCCCGCUCAAGGCUCCUACCGGCUCCGUCAUCGGCGUCUACGCCAUCUUCGACACCUCUCCGCGCGACGGCCUCGCCGAAACCGAGCUGCUUUUCCUGCAAGACGUUGCCGCUGCUGUCGUCUCCUAUCUCGGCGUCUCCAAAGCACACGACACCAAUCGGAACUCCGAGCACAUGAUACGCGGCCUGGCUUCCUUCGUCACCGGUGCCGCUGACCUGGAGGCCACCGCCGACCUCGACGUGCCACGUGCCCCCGAAAACCCGUCCGUUGCGUCGCCACUGCCAGCUCGCACGCCUGCAACCCAAGACAAGAGCCCCCCGUCGGACGAACCACAAGGGGCGACUCCAGACGAGGACCCGCCCACGCUACAGGACUCCAUCCUCCCUUCUGGUGCAAAGCGCAUGUUUUCCCGUGCCGCCAACAUCAUGCGCGAAUCCAGCGCCCUGUCCGGCGUCAUCUUCUUCGACGCCUCCAUGGCAAACGUCCUUCCCACAGGAGCCACUCCGCCCCAGACGUCGAGCGACGACAGCGACGCCGAAGCCAGCACCGCUCUCACCACCAGCACUGCCGAAGAGUCCUCUGGGUCCAACCUCUCCUCGACGUCGUCGGGCCCUUCGAUCCCCACCUGCAAAAUACUCGGAUUCGCCGAUGCCAGUCGUUCGAGCCGCGACGGUAGCCGCAUCAGGAAAGACUAUCUGAUGCUGACCGAAACCUCCCUGCGAAAGUUCCUCACCCGACACCCGCACGGCAAGAUAUUCAACAUCGCAAGGCAGGCCACCGACGACGUUCCCGUGAAGCGGUCCAGGAGAGGCAAAACCCGCCGCAGUACGGCGGUGGAUGCCAUCAUCGACGUCGCCCAUAAUGCCCGCAGCGCUGCGAUCAUACCUCUGUGGGACUACAACCGCCAGCGCUGGUUCGCCGGCUGUCUGUGCUGGGUUACGGAUCCCAGACGGGAGCUCACAUACGGAUCCGAUCUCCUCUUCCUCCGUGCUUUUGGUCAUAGCAUCAUGGCGGAAAUGGGCCGGAUAGAUGCGGCUGCCGUGGACAAGGCCAGAACAACCUUCAUCGAGUCCAUGUCACACGAGCUGCGAUCGCCACUACACGGCAUUCUGGGAGCGGCCGAAUAUCUACAGAGCAUGCGGCUCGACACAUUCCAAGCCAACGUCGUCUACUCAAUUGCCAUGUGCGGCCGCACCCUGCUUGACACUGUCCAGAACGUGCUCGAGUACUCAAAGAUCAACGAAUUCACAGGGCCAUAUGCCAAGAGCGCAACUUCUGCCGCCCUGCGCCUGCGCCGCUCGUCCAUCGGGCCCAUUGGCAGCAACCCUACCGUCGAUCUACGGCGAUUGACCGAGGAAACCGUCGAAGCCAUUUUUGCCGGUCAAUCCUACAACUUUUCAACCCCUCAACCCAACGACGACGAAGACUAUUUCUCAGACCCUCCGACCUCGGCCAGUCCCCGGUCGAAAUCAGGCCGCAAGCCCGUCCGUGUCGUUCUCGAUCUUCCGAACCGCCACUCGUGGGCAUUCGCGAUACAGCCCGGCAUCUGGCGCCGCAUUCUCAUGAAUGUAUUUGGCAACGCGCUUCGUUUCACCGAAACCGGCUUUGUCCGCGUAGCUCUCUCAGCCAACGAUGUCGGCGAGUCCGAGAGCGAACUGCUCUUGACCAUAACGGACUCUGGCGUAGGAAUGUCAUCCAAGUACGUGCAGGAUGGACUCUUCAAGCCAUUCUCCCAAGAAAACUCCUUUUCAGCCGGCACGGGUCUUGGUAUGAGCAUCGUGCAGCGUCUUGUCCAGAGCCUCGGCGGCGAGAUUACAGUAAAGAGCAAAGUCCAGUCCGGCACUACGGUUCAAAUCCGCAUGGUUCUCCCCAGCCGUGUAGCUAUCGCAGAUGACGACUUCGAGGAUUCCGUAACAACCCGAGCACGUGGCAGAAACGUCACUGUCAUCAAGGACAGGAUCCUCGAGGGCGAGGAAACGCGGGAUGUUCUACGCGCAAGCGAGCGCCAGUUUCACGAUUGCUUGACUGACAGCUUGAAGGCAUGGUUCGGAGUGAACGUGGCCAAUUCACGCGAUAGCGACGACGCCAGCAGCCGACUCGUGAUCUAUCCUGGACCCAGUUUCCACGCCCUGUACAAAGCGGGGAAGAGGAGGGGCGUUACUGUGAUUGUCGCUAUAGAUGGCGUCGAAGCCGCAACUUUGAGGACUGAUCCUCGAAUCAAGAGCGGCUGGAUCGAAGUGGUCACGCAGCCCUGUGGUCCGUCCAAGCUCGCCAGGAUCCUUGAUCGGUACAUGUCUCGUCUUGACCCGGAGUCCAAUGCUCCACUCCGGCCGGACAUUUCAAAAUCACCGAGACCCGGCGUGGGGACCACGGUCAUGUCUAGCCUACUACAUUGCCCAUCACCCAGCUCUGCAAGAGCCGCUCAGAAGAGCAAUGACCUGGAAACAAUCCCGCAGCAGACACCCAAGGGCUCCGUCCACGAACCAUCGCAGCCUCCGUAUUCCCUAAAGCCGUCGGAAAGCGUGUCGAGCGACUCGUCACUAGGCGCCGUCACCCCACCAUCGUCGUCUCGAUCCUCGCACAUCUACCACCACCGUAUGCACAAUGAGAUGGUGGGCAAGCAGAAAUCCCUCCUCGCCGCCACCUCGGCCCCACCGCCAGCGUCCUCCUCCGAAGCAGCUGCAUCCGACCCCUCCUCGUUCACACUGUCUCUUCGUCACCGUAGCAGAAGCAGCAAGGAAAUCCUAAUCGUCGACGACAACCCGCUCAACCUCCGCCUCCUCUCGGCCUUCCUCACCAAAGCCGGCUUCCACCGCCACACGUCGGCGCUCAAUGGCCUCGAGGCGCUGAACAUGUUCAAGAAGCAGCCGGCGCGGUGGGCGGCGAUACUGAUGGACAUCAGCAUGCCGGUCAUGGACGGGGUGACGGCGACGCAAGAGAUCAGGGCGUGGGAGCGGCGAGUCAUACAGAACAACAGCAGCGGCCAACCCGGCGCCAUGACCCCAUCGGCCUUUGUCUAUGGCGGGGGCUCGGAUGACGGCGAUGCCAAGAAGUCGCCGGCGACGAAGCGGUCGGCGAAAGACGAGUCGAAGGAGGCUGUCAAGAGGUGGAGCAAGGGCGCGGCGGGGGCGCCGCCGCCGGAUGUGUCGUCGCCGGCUUUACCGGCACCGCAGAUGCCGGACAACGGCAUCGUUGGUGCGCCUUCUUCGAUGCUCCCGGAUGGGUUCCCGUUCCCGCGUGAGGAGGAGAAGGGGGAGAAGGAGGAGAAGGAGGAGAAGGAGGAGACAGAAGAACAAGGCCAAGGCAAGCCGCCGCCGGCAGAAUCAACUAGGUAUGGUGCAUCUAUGGCACCGUCUGUCCCGCUCCGUCCCGCAGCGGAGCCGGACGACGACACUCGCGACUCGGAAGAGAAGGAACGGGGCGAAGACGGUCAGGAGAGCGAGGUCCCACGGGGAAUCCCGUCGUCGUCCUCCCCCCGCUCCUCGUUGCCCAGCCGGUCGCAGCCGUCCGACAAGGAAGCCUCGGCAUCCAUUGGCUCCUCCUCCUCCUCCCCGCCUCACUCAUCCUUCUCAGCCGAGUCGCCAUCGGCGGUGCUUGAAACGCCAACGCCGAAAGCCACGGGCACAGGGACAGGCACGGGCCCGGCAACAGCCUCGGUGCUGGCGGCACACGGCCGGGUGCAGAUCAUCGUCAUCACUGGGCUGGGGAGCGCGACGGCGCGGUUCGAGGCGAUGCACGCGGGGGCGGACGUGUUCAUGACGAAGCCGAUCAAGUUUGGGGUGUUGAUGAAGACGUUGAAGGGGAGGAUCGGCGGUUGA
Diplodia corticola is the source of this 4287-nucleotide messenger RNA. Its product is annotated as sensor histidine kinase response. The record is from RefSeq and is a predicted model, not a curated record. The transcript has 3 exons. Gene Ontology annotation, molecular function: histidine phosphotransfer kinase activity; phosphorelay sensor kinase activity. The coding region runs from base 1 to 4287 and encodes 1428 amino acids. Gene Ontology annotation, biological process: phosphorelay signal transduction system; protein autophosphorylation. NCBI's taxonomy places the organism in Eukaryota, Fungi, Ascomycota, Dothideomycetes, Botryosphaeriales, Botryosphaeriaceae.